Molecule: messenger RNA, 1656 nt
Organism: Arachis ipaensis
Lineage: Eukaryota; Viridiplantae; Streptophyta; Magnoliopsida; Fabales; Fabaceae
Source: RefSeq, a predicted model, not a curated record
AUGACGGACCACUCAGUGACGCCUUUUACCAAUCCGACCAAUGCCGACCUCCUAGCUGCGAACGCCGCCCUGCUUGCGGAAAACCAGCGGAUGGCCGAGCAAUUGGCGGAGAUGCAGAAAAACGAUGAACAGAAGGCCAAUAAGAAAAUACACACAGAUCAACAUAAAGAACACUACCUCAGCACGAUCAAACAAGGACAACAUGAAAGUUUGAAGGAAUACAUGAUGCGGUUCACAGAAGCAGCAAUGCAGAUCCCCGACCUUAACCUUGAAGUGCAAUUACAUGCCAUCAAGAGCGGCCUUCACCCCGGGAAAUUUCAGGAAGCAAUCGCAGUGGCAAAACCAAAGACACUAGAGGAAUUCCGAGAAAAAGCCCAGGGCCAGAUCGAAAUUGAAGAACUCAGGGAGGCCCGGAGGAGCGAAAAGCCGAUGAAGAAGGAAGAAGAGAGGCCUCAUCGGCCCAUAAGCAAAGACUCUAGAAAACCAUUCAAACUAGCGCCGAAAUUUGACACGUACACAAAAUUCAACACAAAAAGAGAGGAUAUAAUCAAAGAAAUCCUGCAUAACAAAUUGAUCAAACCACCAGUCCGAGCAGGAUCAUACCAAGAUCAGAAGUACGUGGAUAAAAGCAAACACUGUGCUUUUCACCAAAAGUUCGGCCAUACCACAGACGAGUGCAUCGUGGCAAAAUACCUACUGGAGAGAUUAGCCAGGCAAGGGCUCUUAGACAAAUAUAUCUCGUCAAGAAAGCAGCGAGAUACAGAAAGAGAAGCAGAAAGGGAUAGCAGACAUAAACAGGUCGAAACACCCCCAUCCAAGAGGAUCAUUAACUACAUCUCAGGAGGCUUCGCCGGAGGUGGGACCACCACCUCGGCAAGGAAAAGAAGUUACCGAGAAAUGAUGACAAUGGAAGGAUCUCGCCUGGAACGACAAGCAUCAAGUCCGACCUCACGCAUCGACUUCAGCACGGCCGACCUUAAGACAACCUAUCCGAACCUUGAUGACCCAGUUGUCAUCUCGAUUCACAUGGGAGAACUAACAGUAAAAAAGGUCUUACUUGACCUAGGAAGUAGCGCCGACGUCUUAUUCUACUCCACCUUCAAAAAGAUGCAUUUCAAUGACAACGCACUACAACCGUCGCCCAGAGAAUUGGUAGGGUUCUCUGGGGAAAAAGUAUCGGUAUCCGGGUACAUUUGGCUGAGAACAACAUUUGGAGAACCUCCACAUACCAAAACACUAGAUAUCCAAUUUCUAGUGGUCGAUUGCCCUAGCCCCUAUAACAUCAUUCUAGGACGUCCAUCAUUAAAUACUUUUGGUGCCAUUGUUUCAACUGUUCAUCUUUGUGUGAAAUUUCCCUUGCAGGAUAACACGGUGGGGACAGUUUAUGCCGACCACAAGAAGGCAAGACAAUGCUACAACGCAAGCCUCAAAACAGUAACGAAGGAUGAAACACCUCGGAUUCACACUGUCUAUAACUCGGAGCACAUACCAACGCUGGCCGAGCUAGAUCCCAGAAAUGACAACAGUCGUCCGACACCAACAGACGACCUUGAACAGGUAAAAAUAGGUCAUGAUGAGAAGUUUACUAACAUCGGAUCGGCAUUCAUUGCAGGACAAAAGGCCGACCUUAUCACGAUAUUACGAAUCAACGCGUAA